Messenger RNA from Vigna radiata var. radiata (mung bean), 426 nucleotides. RefSeq lists its product as uncharacterized. NCBI's taxonomy places the organism in Eukaryota, Viridiplantae, Streptophyta, Magnoliopsida, Fabales, Fabaceae. The transcript has 2 exons. The record is from RefSeq and is a predicted model, not a curated record. The coding region runs from base 1 to 426 and encodes 141 amino acids.
AUGUUCAAUUUGGUCUUUUUCAGUAACUUCGUUAAAAUUGUUAACGGCAACGUGUCCACAUGGGCAACGGAGGGUGAUUCUAAAUUGAAUCCACCAACAACAACCAGCGAGAGUUCGAGGAGGGUGGAAGAUGGGAAGGGAGAGAUAUUCGGAGUGAUACUGGGUAGGAGUGCUUCUNUUUCAACCAGUUUUUCUUCUGCAUCAGGGGCGUUUGAGGUUACAAUGAAAAGGGCAUUCUCAAUGGGAAGAUCUUCAUCGGUUUCAGAGAGGUACUGCAAGAUCCAUGACACAGCAGUAGCAUCGCCGAUUGAAGAUGAUGACGAUGAUGAAGUUGAAGGUACAACAAGAUCCAAGGAGGAGAAGGGAGUGAGGAUGAAGAUUAAGAUCCUCAAAGCAUGUAAGCGCCUUCUUCGAUUCCCAUUCUAG